Triplophysa rosa is the source of this 3808-nucleotide messenger RNA. RefSeq names its product family with sequence similarity 171 member A2a (gene fam171a2a). The coding region runs from base 130 to 2613 and encodes 827 amino acids. The record is from RefSeq and is a predicted model, not a curated record. The transcript has 8 exons. NCBI's taxonomy places the organism in Eukaryota, Metazoa, Chordata, Actinopteri, Cypriniformes, Nemacheilidae.
CAGGACAGAGAAGCGGAGCACUGCUCUUUCUGAAGGGAGUGGGACCCGGGAGCAGCGAGUCUCGUCCAUCCCGCGACCGAACAUGGAUGAACUGCUACUGAGGGAGGAUCAGACGAUGUAGCUGUAAGAAUGCGUCCACCGCGCGCAUCCCGCUCUUUUCUUCUGUUUCUGUUCCUCUGUAACGCAUGGAGGACACUAGCAAAAUCACUGCCGACCCAAACAACAGUCGAGGUGCUGGUUAAAGUGCAGGUCUUUGACAACAGUGACCUUUCACCUUUAAAAGAUGCCACAGUUCAGGUGUAUGGAAACCAAACAAUCUUAGCAUCCAGCCUGGCAGGAGAGGAUGGCAUCGUCACACUUAACUUCCUGUAUCGACCAGGAACGUGGGUCAUCGUCACAGCAUCAAAGCAUGGAUUUGUCACAAAUUCAGCACCCUGGCAUGCCAGUCGCAUUCCCUUAUACGCCUCCAUAAGUCUGUACCUACUGCCUCAGAGACCGGCCACUCUCCUGCUGUAUGAUGAUGUGGUGCAGUUACUGCUGGGUUCUCCAGGUUCUCGGAGACAGCCGUGGGUACAGCUUCAGAGGAAAGCCAUCCGGCCAACCCUAAACACCUCCCAAAUCGCCCUCACUGCCCUGCUCACAUCAUCCCGCAGUCAGUAUGAGCUCGGGAACUUCCCCUACCCCCUCGCCUUGGAGACCAACUCAACGGGGUCCAACAGUAGCUGGGUGGAGUUGACAGCUCUAGCGGCGAUGUGCGCGCAGCUCACCGGCCCCAAUGACACUGAGGUUCAUGUGUCUGAACACAUUCAUAUCUCUAUCCCACUCCCCUCUGACUCUCCUCUCAAGACUGCCACCAGCGUCCCCGUCUGGAGGUUUGAUGACAGGACAGGUUUAUGGGUUCGAAGCAGUGCUGGCUACAUCAAAAAAGAGGGCACUCAGAUGACAUGGAGUUUCGUGGCUCCAAGUUUAGGGUACUGGCUUGCAGCAUUUCCAUCAACGUCAGGGACUGGUAUGAAUUCCUCUGGUUUAAGAGACAUCACAACUUACCACACCAUCUUCUUGCUUGCAAUUUUGGGUGCCAUGGCCCUGUUAGUGCUCAUCCUGCUGUGUUUGCUACUGUACUACUGCAGAAGGCGAUGUCUGAAACCUCGACAGCACCGUCGAAAAAUGCAUCUCUCUUCCACUCAGGAAAGCUCAAAGAGAGACCAGGGCACAUCCACCUCCCACCUCAAUCUCAUCAGUGGUGGACACAUGGAGACAACAUCUUCCGCCACCGAUCCUGAAGGCAUCAAAUCCGUCCUUUCCUCUGAUCGUGAUGUGCACAGCUCCAGAGAAGACUUCUUCAGAUACGGCCUCACACAGAAACAAAGAGACAUCAAGAAAGGCGAAAGCUUCCCAAUGAAGGCUACUCAAUCUACUCACACAGGAACCCGAGACCGGCUCUUACAAGAUGACUACAGCAGAAGUUACAGCUCUGCUGAAGACUCUGAUGAACGCAGAUACCAUAAUGCUAAAGACAACCAAGGUUAUUCAUCAGACCCACCUUCACCACCUCCUCUUUUUCCGCCUUUCGUUGGCCACUAUCAGGAUCACAGUCGGGACAGCAAUCCUCCGGAGUAUUACAUGUCCCAGACAGGCGAUCACCUUAGUCGGCCAAGUUCUGUGAACACGCAGCCUGGCCAGCUGAUCUUCUGUCACUCCAUGGAACAGAUGAAGGAGAGCAUGUACCAUAGCAUGGUGCCCACAUUGGUCAUUCCUGCUCAUUACAUGCAUAUGUCCUCAGACCUGUCAGCUGUGGAGCAAGCAAUGGAAAGGCAGCAACAGCUGCAGCACGAUAUGGAGGGCAUCCAGGUUAGUAUGAAGCUACCACGGCAACAGAGUCAACACCAAAAGCAACAGGCCAAGCAAGAGAAGGCGACGGAAGAGUCGAACCAGCAGGCCGUGGGGCCGCCAGACCAGAACUGGGAAAGCGAACAAUCCGCUUCUCCAGUCCGCAUCCCUGUUUUAUUCAAUGAUUCUACAAUAGCGCAAAUGAAUGGAGAGCUGCAGGCGAUAACUGAGAAGAAACUGCUGGAGCUUGGGGUAAAGCCACCCCCCCGCGCCUGGUUCGUUUCCCUCGACGGACGUGCAAACUCUCUAGUUAGACACUCCUACAUAGAGCUGGGAAAUGAAUCUUUGCGUGCACCUGUGGCCACCAGCAGUCUACCCCAGGAGCACCGUGCUGAAGGUUCAGGGAAAUCAACUAAACGGAAAGUAAAAGAGGAGGGCAGGGCAAGUGAAAGAAAGGCUCACAGUAAGAUUUAUUCCAAACUUCCGGUUAUAGACAUGCCAGACUCGAGCAGCGAGGGCCAUUCUGCCAUGUAUUCGCCUGAGGAGAACUCCACAGCCCCACUGCUCGACGAGACCUCUCAGACAAGAGGCGGGACCUUUCCCCGUAAAGGACGCAGUCGUGACAACAGCACCCGCAGUAGCGCCAGCGAGAUCCAGAAAGAUUCUGUCACCAGCCCGGACGAUGACAAUGAAGCGGACGACAUAGAUGACGACGGAGAAAAUAAAAAGAGCCCCUGGCAAAAGCGUGAAGAGAGACCCCUCAUGGUGUUCAACGUCAAGUAACUCGCUCAUCACUAUCCAAAUCUGUAUCAUGACCUUGAGAUGAGUCCUCACUAAAGAUGAGUUUAAAAGAUGCAGAACAAGCUCAAGAAAGGACAUGGCAAUUACCUGAGGGACCAGGUUCCAAGCAUCCAGACUAGGCACUAAGAAUAAGCACUGAAUGACGCUUGUUAAGAAGAAACUGAUGAAUUCUCACUCCUCAGAUGUCCUUCAGAUAGAUUAGCUAUUCUUGCUAUGUAGAAAAUGAUAUCUGGUAUUAUUCUGGCAUCGGUUCCUGAGACCAGGGAACCUUUUAUUGCAAAUCAAGAUGCUCUGUAAAUCUCCUUUAGUGAUGUCCACUUUUUGUAAGAAUGACCAUGAGCCAUUUUAAAACAGACUUUGGUGAGCAAUCCACAAGCCUUAAAGAGGUUUUUUGUUUUAGUGAAAGAGAUAUUGAUGAAAAUGUUUCCCAUGAAUGGCAAAAGGCUGUUUUGAGUUUUGAUAGAUUUUCAAUAUAGUUUACUUUUAUUGUAGUGAUGGAUUUUACUUAAUUUUUAUUUGUUCAUGGCUACGUACUAGAGCUGAACCACUAAGAUGUGUGUGGGUAAACGUGGGUAAACUACACUUCACAAAUGGGAGUGAAAUGGUUGCUGAACGAAUCUGUUUACUCCAAAUGUGACUUAUCAAAUCUUAGCGUUUGACACAAUUACACUGUAUUUUGUACUGUUGGUAAAAGAUGCCCUUUUGUACUGAUCUGAAAGCAGUGUUGGGGUUUCUUUUAUGGUUAAGGAUAGCUAGGAAAGCUGCUCUUACAGGUUCUGCUUCAAGGCAGAAGACAUUUUGUAUUCUGAAUAUGCAUUUCCUAUUGGGUCACUGCAGCAAUAGGACUUGUGUUGUAUGAAAAUCAAAGUUCUUACUUUGGACACAUGUGACAAUGUUUUCGCACUAUUCUUUGCUGCAGUGAGUAUCAACCUUUGCCAUAAAUUAGAACCACUGCAACUGUCAACUGUGGUAGUAAAAUUGUAUGUUUUUCUUUUAUGGACUUUUUUGUGGUGUGACUGAAGAUACAGAUUGUGCUUGAAAUGGAUGUGCAUGGAUACAUUUACAAAAAAUAUUGUACCACGUAUUUUUUUAAAACACGAGUACUGCUUAAGCGCUCUUACUAAACUCUGUGAACCACUUAUUUGUAAAUAACACCCUAGUAAAUUUACACUCUCAA